AUGGACGCCAAUGUGACCGUCAAGAACGGAACCAACAAGGCGACCGUGGUGCUGGACGGCUCGAAAUCGACCCCCAUUUGGGGCACGACGCUCGUGCGGUACGCCUGGGCCCUGCGGCAGCUUGACCCGCCCACCGGCUCUCAGCUGAGCGCGGACGGCGUGACCGCGACCCUGGAGGUGCCCGCCGGCCGAUUACACUUCUGCGCCGACGAGGACCCCGCCACGGCGAUCUGCACCCCGCCCUGCGAGCUGCUGGACUCCCCGGACGACGACACGCGCUGCAAUGGGCCCAACAAAUGA
This is a messenger RNA of Monoraphidium neglectum, 300 nucleotides long. RefSeq lists its product as hypothetical. The record is from RefSeq and is a predicted model, not a curated record. Bases 1 to 300 code for a protein of 99 amino acids. Lineage: Eukaryota; Viridiplantae; Chlorophyta; Chlorophyceae; Sphaeropleales; Selenastraceae. The transcript is spliced from 4 exons.